UAAUCUACACAGUGGUGUUAAAAUGUAUUUGUUUGACUAUUUGAAAGAAAUUCUAAUUACAUACCAAACUUAAAAGUGCUUUGAGUGAUACGCUGCAGCAUUAUUUACAUGUCAUUUAUUUAUAUAAUAAAAGAGUUUUAUAGACUUUUCACAGUCCGGAUCCAGUCAGAACUACAAUCCUGAUCCAGUCAGAACUCCAGUCCGGUAAUAACGGUCGUUUCUGUGGCGGAAAUGUAAACAUGUCGUGAAAGUCUCACAGCUCAACACUUUAAAUGAUUGUUUUCAUGCUUUUUAAAUCUUUUUAAUUUACUGUUUUAGUCAGUUAUAAUUAAAUGAAUGUGGUAUUUAUAUACCGCGCGACAGUGCCUGUUUAGUUAGAUGAAGCUACGUUAACAAAGCAACGUUCACAAGCAUGAUGGAGAGUUAUGAAGAUUUCAUUCAGAGACACUGUAUGAGUCUAGCGGAUGAAGAUGAUCAGUCAUCUCUCUUUAAACCUUCAUCAGUGAUUGUGUUUCAUGGAGUCUGUAUCCUGCCUCCUCUGUUAAGUGAGCAGCAGAGAGAUGAGAUGAGACAUCUGAGAGAAUCAGUAUCGAGUCUGAUGAAGAGCAGGAGACAGCAGAAACCUGACAGCUUUAAAGGUGAAAGAGUGACUGCAGAUGUUCAGAGAAACAUCAUCAGCACCAAACAGCAGACGUGUGAUGAUGAUGCCACACAGUGUGAAGAGAACGUCACCUGUCGCCCUCUGACAUCAACCACUCAUGAUGGCCAGCCAGCCAAUCAGCUGAGAGCUUUCCCAGGGGAUGAUUCUCUGGAUAAAACCCAGAUCACAGUUCUGUUUAAGGGCACUAGUCAGAAGACACACACAACUCAGGGUCUUCACUCACAGGAUGAAUUUGACAAUCACUCAGAUAAACUUCCUCAAAAUGACAUCAGUCACCAGAUGAUGAUGUCAUCAGGAUAUGUGACCAAUGAAAACACAGAUGUCACCUGUGACUCCAGCUGGAUGGAGAAGCAGGAUGCUGUAGAGAACAGUCAGACCUCUUCAGGCUUUUGUUUAAAUGUGACCGGCACAGGAAGUGACAUCAUCAGCCAUGCUCCAGUCGAUGGAUCGGCCUUAGAGGAGGAGAAUACAAUCCCAGCUUCAAACCCGACAGUAGAUGUUACAGAACCUGUAAAGCCAUCGUCUGAACCAGACACGGAUGAGGGACCGUACCGAAUGAGUCUUCAAAACCUUCUGAAGAAAUCUCAAGACUACAGGCGACGCCAACGCCUGCUGCGCAGUCAAGCACGAGCUCUCGAAUCGGCUGAUGAGCACAGCAUGUCGGAUAAGGAAAACCAGGAAUUCCUUCCCAAUCAGAUUUGGAAGAACGCAAGAGAGACGAGAAAAGUAAAGAUUCAGCCACCUGAUGCAGAACCGGCCACAGAUGAUGAGAUCUCGAAGGAAACCUGUCGUAGUUCGGCCUCAGACGCCCAUCCUGAGGAACAUCAUGAUGCUCUGACAGAGGAUAUUGCUGCUCCUUCUCACUCAACGUCUAAACAACUUCCUGUCACGGCCAGGUCUCUGUAUCUCUCCAAACAGAAGCCUAUGGUCGGCUCCAGAUCUUCCUCAGCCGUUGGGAAAAAAUUCACCAGCGUUCCGGCACCCAAGUUCUGUUUAAGCCCCAUACGCAGCAAAAAAGGCAGCAGCAUUCCUGUUCCCGUUCGGAAAGCUUUGGUUUGUGUAGACCGUGAUGCUGAUUCUGAUCCAAACCGUGGGUCAGUGGAUGACGGAGUAAUACAUGUAGGCCGCAGCUCAGAGCAAACAGAGCAAAUCACCCAGUUAGAGUUAAACUUAUCGAGUCUGAAAGCACUGAUCUCAGACCUGGAGUCAACGCUUACACUGUCACAGGCAGAUCCUGCUGUAGAUAACAGCAGCUACAUGCUCAACAAAGAGGAAGUUUCUCCUGAUAUUUGCCUUUCUGCACUCACGUCCAAUAAAACUUUACAGCAAGACGUCACCGCUGUCACAAACUCACACCCAUCACAAAUCAGAUUUUCAAAAUCAGUUCAUACCAUCGAGCGUUCAAAUCACCAUCCGCAGCAAGUGGGCAUUCUUACUGACUCCAGUAAUCACAAAACAAAUGAAAAGAAGAAACAGUCAUGUGAAGAACGAAGCUCUCCGAUUGACUCGUCCCUAUGCCAGUCGUAUGAUGUAGAUGCCCCCUCUUGUCUCUGGACGCAGGGUAAGCAGUUGACCCCCGAGAUGGGCGGUAAUGAGGGGGUAUCUCGUGCCAAACGGAGGCUUCUCAUGAAUGAGGUGCAUAUGAUGAGCCCUGGACGAGAAAUAAAGAGACUGAGCUUCAGCACACCCAGAGUUUUGGAGUCGUCUGCGCAGCUGCAGCCGGAUGAUCGAGUGAAAGUUCUGUUGGAGGAAGAACGCAGACAACAGCAGGAUCUACUGCAGUCCUUGGCCGAGCGAUACCAGUUUCUGAGGAGCGUGUCCUUCCAGCGUCCCAGCACGGGCUCACGUCUGGAGGACGACUCGACCUCGUCUGCGUUCACAAGCCCCUCCCAUACGCUCGACACAUCACGUGUACGACCGGUAGAACACACACAAAACAUCACAAUCCCUCUAUUAACUGACAUCUGUUCACCAUCUGUCUGUCUCUCUGUCUCACAGCAGUUCCGUCUCUCUGUCCCUGCGUCCUGUCGCCCUCUGCUGGCGGCCGCUGUGAAGGGCUUUCUGACCCGAAGGCUCCUGCGUACAGAACGCGUGUCGCAGCUGAUCCGAACCAUCCAGGACACACAGCAGUUCCUGCAUCAGACGGCCGUCAGAGGAGAAUUCAGUAGCCGACAGGACCUGAUGCUGCACGAUCGAGUCUCUCUGCAGCUACGCGCCGCUCGCUACGAGUUCCACAACAUCGUCUUCAACAGCAGCAUCUGUGAACGGAUGAAGAUGAUUGGCCAGGACAGACAGGUGACCAGAGAAAGACGCUUCAAACAGCACGGUAAUAAAGUGAAGGGUUCACUGUCUGCUGCUACCAGAAAAGCUUUAGAACGCAAACGACUCGCCAUGUUACAAAAGAAAUCCACAACUGAAAGGACAAAGAUUUCACCGUCUGUAAUGGAGAAAUGGACUCUUGUGCCAAAGAUUUGUCGCGUUUCAAAGAAAGCAAGCCCACGGUGAACACAACCCAUCAAACGCAGAUCUGUGCCUUCAUGUGUCUGGAAGUCAGUUCUUUCCCAGACAGCACCUGGCCACCCGUAAUCGUCUACUGUCUGGAUUACUCCGUUAAAUUUGUUUCUUAAAUGUUUUGCCAACUCUUAUUUAUUUGUGUAGUUUUAUUUUUAUAAGAUGUUGCCAAACUUUCUGUACAAACUUAAAUAAAUGAUGCUAAUAAUCCUC
This is a messenger RNA of Paramisgurnus dabryanus, 3385 nucleotides long. RefSeq names its product centriolar coiled-coil protein 110 (gene cp110). Gene Ontology annotation, cellular component: centriole. Gene Ontology annotation, biological process: regulation of cytokinesis; centriole replication; negative regulation of centriole elongation. The record is from RefSeq and is a predicted model, not a curated record. Lineage: Eukaryota; Metazoa; Chordata; Actinopteri; Cypriniformes; Cobitidae.